Molecule: messenger RNA, 4150 nt
Organism: Peromyscus maniculatus bairdii (prairie deer mouse)
Lineage: Eukaryota; Metazoa; Chordata; Mammalia; Rodentia; Cricetidae
Source: RefSeq, a predicted model, not a curated record
UUGGAUGAGGGCUAGAAGACAAUGACCCAGAGAGACCGGUGACGACGUAACCCUGGGCACAACCGCUAGGGAGCCUAGUUCGUGAGACCCCAGUGCCACCAUUUUUACGCAGGCGUCCUCAAGUCCUGAUUGUGUACCUGCUACUUUCCGUUUUCAAGUUUUACCCACAUUAGGGUGCGCACGGAGCUGGUUUCUGUCCCUUCUCGGCCCUGGUACCCGACCGCGGAUACCUGGGGCUGGGCAGGCGUCCCCGGGCGCGCUGGGCUGGCCGGGGGCCGAGCCGGGGGAUCCCCAUGGCGCAGCUGCUUGCCCCGGCAAGGCCCUCGGCUCGGCCCGGGUUCGGGGAGCUCGGGGUCGUGAGCUUCGCGGACGUGGCCGUGUACUUCUCCCCCGAGGAGUGGGGCUGCCUGCGGCCCGCGCAGAGAGCCCUGUACCGGGAGGUGAUGCGCGAGACCUACGGCCUCCUGGGCGCGCUCGGAGGCGGAGGCGCCAAGCCAGCGCUCAUCUCCUGGGUGGAGGAAGAGGCGGAACUGUGGGGACCUGGUGCCCAGGAUCCAGCGGUGGCCAUGCGUCCGACGGAAGCAGACUCAGAUUGCAGACAAGAGGAAAGGAGGAGACCAAGGGAAGAGACUGAGGCAACCCAGAAGACAUUUCCUGCACAAGCUGGACCGAAGAAGCCUCACCCCUCCUUUGCAGGACCCCCUUGCAAAUUGGAGCCGCUGUCCAAGGACACUCACCAGGGCCACCCCCCUCUUGGUGUUCGCGCCACCGUCCCAAGAGCAGAUCGGCGUCAUGGCUGCCGUGUGUGUGGGAAGAGUUUUGCCUGGCGGUCCACGCUGGUGGAGCACCUGUAUACUCACACGGGGGAAAAGCCGUUCCGUUGCCCUGACUGCAGCAAGCCCUUCGGCCGGGCUUCCUCCCUGAGCAAGCACCGGGCCAUACACCGAGGGGAACGGCCACAUCGCUGUCCCGACUGUGGCCGGGCCUUUACGCAGCGCUCAGCCCUCACCACCCAUCUCCGUGUCCACACUGGAGAGAAGCCCUACUGCUGUGCUGAUUGUGGGCGCCGCUUCAGCCAGAGCUCCGCGCUCCAUCAGCACCAGCGGGUGCACAGUGGCAUGACCCCCUUUCCUUGCACAGACUGUGGCAGAGCCUUCGCCCAUGCCUCAGACCUUCGGCGCCACGUGCGCACGCACACGGGUGAAAAGCCUUACUCCUGCCCCGACUGUGGACGCUGCUUCCGCCAGAGCUCUGAAAUGGCAGCCCACAGGCGGACCCACAGCGGCGAGCGUCCCUACCCCUGCCCUCAGUGUGGCAGGUGCUUUGGCCAGAAGUCAGCAGUGGCGAAGCAUCAGUGGGUCCAUCGGCCAGGAGCUAGGGAUCAUAGGGACAGAGAAGCCAGUCAGUUAUCUAUAUCCCUGACCACAGGCCAAGGGGACCCUGAUCCACCUGUGGGCUUCCGGCGCUAUCCAGAGAUAUUCCAGGAGUGCGGGGGGGUGGUCUUAAAAGCCCCAACAUAGAGAGUGAAAUAUACACACUGUUGGAAGCCCAGAGGCUUGAACCUAUGGCAUCCUCCGGAAGGCACAGAAGUUCUAGCAAGGGCUGGUCCUGGGGACAGAGUACAGCCUUGUGGGUGGUUACCAGCUGCCUUUGCACACACACUGAUUCCACUCUCCGAGGCUCUGAGGCUGUUGGGCGGGGUGGGACGCCCACUAGAACGCUAUGAGAAGCAAGGCCCAGACGGAUUGAGAGGCUUGAAGAGAACCUUGUUUAACCCAUUGCCUCGUUAGUGCCGAGGCGGAAGCAGAUGGCUGUGUGUGAGCUGAGCCAGCUGCAUUGUCAGGGGUUAUUAGUUACUGGUCAAGAGCUGCGUGUGGUGGGGCACGCCUCUGACCUCAGCACUUCAGGGGCAGAGACAGGAAGGUCAGGAAUUUGAGGCCAGUUUGGGUUACCUGAAACUUCAUCUAAGGUAAAUAAAUAAAUAACAAGUGAAAUUAUCUGAGGUUUAAAAGUCAAAGUAUUUGACACACAAAAGAAGGUCCAGGUUUCUAGCUGCUCUUGAAAAAUAAAACAGAAACUCCAAAAGAUUGAGCCAACCAAGGAAGAGAGAACGCUGCAUGUACUGGGUGUGGGGCACAUGCCUAUAAUCCCACCACUUGGCAGUUGGAGGCAGGAGGCUCAGACGUUCAAGGCUGCCCUCACUUACACACACACACACACACACACACACACACACACACACACACACACGGGUUGGGAGUGUCUCAGCAGGUAAAGGCUACAACUCCCAUGACCUGAUUUCAAUGGUGCAAGGAGUGAGCCAUUUCUUGAACAUUGUCCUCUGGUGAUAUUUAGUUUUUUCUGACUCAGAGAGGGUAUGUGUAUCAUUGGAUGGCCGAGAGGGGGAAACAAAACAAAAAACAAACAAAAACAAAGUUCAUAAGCUUUAUUUCAGUUCUUCCCUUGUAUUUUGUGGUUUUCAAAGUACUUUCUUUCUAUGACCUUGUUUACCUCUCUUAGCUGCCUCGGAAAGGAAGCAGUUUGAACAGGAAGACUAGUCAGGAAGAGGCACUUGGGACCAGAUAUCUGACCCUCUGUAUUCACUCUGCCUUUGCCACUCAUCUGUAUGUCCACUCAGGAGAAGCCAGCUAGCCAGCAGCUCCUGAAUUUGGAGGGAAAGGCCCUGGAAGUUUUGCCCAGUUGGAGUCUCCUCACCUGUUUGAACUGGAGGAAAUCUUAGCUUUUCUGUCCCUUUGUGGUCAAAGACAGAUUACAGGAGGCCAAACAACCUGCCUAAGAUCACACAGUGAAGCUGUAGGGUUCACAGUCUACUGCUAUCUGUUGAGAGAGAGAGAGAGAGAGAGAGAGAGAGAGAGAGAGAGAGAGAGAGAGAGAGAGCAUGCAGAUGCCUGUAGAGGCCAGAAGAGGGUGUUGGGUGCCUUGGAGCUACAGGCAAUUGUGAGCUACCUGAGGUGGGUGCUGGGAACCAAACUCUGGAAGUGCCAUUCAUUAACCUGUGAGCCUCCUCCUCGGCACACUUUUUAAGAGACAUUUUAGUAUCUGCUAGCCUCCCGGCAGCUGAGACUGAGGUGAGUGUUAAUCUUCACCCCUGCUGUCUCCACAUCACUGGUGAGUUCCUGCCAGGACGAGUGGAAACACCUGUGGGCUGAGUAAUGAGGAGUCUGUGGCAGGAGGAUCACAAAUUCAGUGCCAUCUGGGCUACUGUCCCCCAAAAUGUUUGUACACACUGCUCAUCCAGAGGACCUAAGUUCAAUUCCUCACAACACGUCAGAUGGCUUACAGCUGUCUGUCACUCUCACUCCAGGCUAGGGCCUCGGGGGGCACUUGCGCUCAUGUGCACAUACUGACAUACAAUUAAAAAUAAGAGGAGGGGCUUGGGAACAUAGUUGUCAUAAAGUACUUUCUAAAGCCUAAGGAACCAGACUUAAACCCCGGCACCCACCUAAGAAAGUCGGGUGGCAGGUAAGAGUCUCCCUGGAGCUCACUGCCAAGCCUGGCCAGCCUCAUUAGUGAGCUCCAGAACCGUGAGAGACCCUGUCUCCGAGAAGGCAGACCCAGUUCCUGAGAAUGACAUCUGAGGUCUGGCCUCCACCUGCACAUAUGUACACACGCCCACAUCCCCUCAAACACGCUUCCACACAUUAUUACUAUUAUUGUAUGUUCACGCACGUGGAUAUCAGGACGGUUUGGGAGAGUUCGUUCUCGUCUGUGGGUGUGUGUCAAGUUCACACCAUCAGAUUUACACGAGAGCACAUUUACCCUCUGACCAUCUGACAGCCUACACUUACAAUUUUAAAAACUUUCAUUUGGCAUCUGAGGAUGUUAUUUCAUAAAACAUCUUUUUUAAUCAUUGCAAACAAACAAAAAAGCAUUGCAAACCACACUUAAUCACUACUAUCAUUUGUUUUUUGGGGGGUUUUGUUUUGUUUUUCGAGAUAGGGUUUUUCUGUGUAGCUUUGGUACCUUUCCUGGAAUUCACUCUGUAGCCCAGGCUGGCCUCAAACUCACAGAGAUCCACCUGCCUCUGCCUCCCGAGUGCUGGGAUUAAAGGCGUGUGCCACCACUGCCCGGCUAUCAUUUGUAUUAUACACUUUCCAAAAUCGAAGCCUGGAGUUUAUGGUCAAAGUCA